GUUUGGACGGGCGGAGUGUCGCCGCCCGCCGAGCGGGCAGCGGGCGCGCAGGUCCCGCGGCAGUGCUCGCGGGUCUGCGAGGGUUAGCCAGGGCGCGGAGCCCGGGAGGGCUUGGGUGUGCACAGGGCCUGGGUAAGGAGCGGGCGUUGUGCCUUGCUGGAAGCAGGUAACGGUGUGACUGCGCCGGAGACUGGGCCGUGCGCGGGUGCUGAUAGGCGGGUCAGAGGUGAGGCUGGGCAGCCCCGAGCCGUGCUCCUCGGUGUGGAGGAGAUGGCGGUCUGUGUGGAGAGGUUGUCCUGUGGCCGUCUGGUGAGGGGUGGCGUAGACGGUCCGGUAGCAGUGGGGGGUGAGGGCACUCGCGGUAAGAGUCUUAGCUGGGGCUGGGCCAGGCCUGAGCCCGGAGCCGGGAGCUUUGUCCAGGUCUCCCACGUGGGUGGCAGGGCCCGAGCACGUGGGCCUUUUUACAGAAGUUGUGUUUCGCAGUAAUGAGGACAUUGGCCUCGCUUUGUUGCGGCGAGGUCGUGGCAGACGUGCAGCGUGUCCGCGGGGUCACUCACGGAUGCGCCGUGCGGAAGCUGCGGGCUGAGCCCAGAGAGACGAAGUCAUGUUUUGAAGAUGAUGCAGCUGGUAGUGAAUGGUGGCGCUGCUUGACACGCAGGCUUGCGGCUCCAAAACCCUGGUGGCACCUUGUGCUGUGCUGCCUCUCGGGUGAAAUCCCUGUAGAAUGUAGAUUACACAGUAACUAAAAAGAAAGUUCUGUGGCUUGAAAAGUAUUAAUACCUGAUUUUUUUUCCGUAAACGAUCACAAUACUAAAAGAACAGAGGAAACCAUUAAGUACUCCUCUGGGAAAUAAUUUGUUGUGCAUGUCAGUGGAAUUUUGUGGUAGUUCUAUGUCCUCCACAAAAUUGGAAAUUAAAGGUAAUUUGGUGUGAACUGAGGUGUAUGGGCUGGUGCGUGGUAUGGAAACACAGAUUCUGCGUAGUGCUAAGGAUGAUGGAGAGCAGUAUCUGUAGAGUGUCUACCCACUGGGUGUUUUGUGUGGAAUCUUGUGUCUUAGAAUGGAUGAGCCUUGAUAAGGUCUCAGAAUGGAUCAGAGAAUAAGGUGUCCUAUUUUGCGAUAGAUGAAGUGUGGAUAAAAGGGAGCCUUCUUUCCCUAAAGUGAUUGGCAGGAGACCAGGGAUCUUGAAAGAAUUGUUGAGGAUAUGAAACUUACUUGACUUACCUAUGUUUUAGUUUUUGUUACCCUCAGGUGGCUUCCCUAAAACAGUAAGCAAAGUGCUUAAAUACAAAGGAAAAAUAAUAAAAAGGUAUUUGUGUGCUCAUUUGAGGGGGCACAGUAACAAUUAGGAAGGAAUUGGAGCACUUAAGUUUGAGAAUGAAAAGUUCCUCUCUGAAUCUGAGAAAAGACUGACCCGUACCUUGGCCCCAAUUCCAAGCCUUGAACGAGUUGCUACAGAACCCGCUCAGGCCUUGUGCCGUCAGUGACCGCCUCGUCUCAGUGGCUCCGAGCUCGUGAGAUCAGCCAACCCCCGAACACUCCUGCUGCGGAAGGCCGAGCAAUCCUGGUGCUGCGUGCUUUUCUCCCAGCCCGGAACAGGAUUGGCUUUUGCUUGUCAGCCCUCAUCCAGGACAGCUCUGAGACAGGCGGCUCACAGCUAGAGCCCUCCAGAGGUACCUUCUCUCAGUGCUGGUGGGAAGUUCAAGAGGAGGAGCUCUAAGGAAAAUUUCAAAAAUGUUUCAAAUUCCUGUGGAGAAUCUUGACAGCAUUAGAAAGGUGCGGAAGAAGGUGAAAGGCAUUCUUGUGGAUAUCGGACUGGACAGCUGCCAGGAGCUACUGAAGGACCUUAAAGGCUUUGAUCCAGGAGAGAAGUACUUUUAUAACACAUCAUGGGGUGAUGUUUCUCUCUGGGAACCUUCUGGAAAGAAAGCGAGAUACCGAACAAAGCCGUACUGUUGUGGCCUCUGUAAGUACUCCACAAAGGUGCUGACGUCCUUCAGAAACCAUUUGCAUCGCUACCACGAAGACGAGGUCGACCAGGAGCUGGUGAUCCCGUGCCCGAACUGUGUGUUUGCGUCCCAGCCCCGAGUGGUGGGAAAGCACUUCAGAAUGUUUCACGCGCCGGUCCGGAAAGUCCAGAACUACACUGUGAACAUUUUAGGGGAAACCAAGUCAUCAAGGAGCGACGUGAUAAGCUUUACGUGUUUAAAAUGUAACUUUUCCAACACUUUGUACUACAGCAUGAAGAAGCAUGUGCUGGUGGCUCACUUUCACUACCUAAUUAACUCCUACUUUGGCCUGCGGAGUGAGGAGAUGGGCGAGCAACCCAAGAAGGACGACGGGCUUUGUGGGGAGAAGGGGCCGCCCGACAGGUACUACUGUAAGAAGUGCAGUGCCCACGCCAGCAGCCAGGACGCGCUAAUGUACCACAUUCUGACGUCGGAUAUACACAGGGACUUGGAGAACAAGCUUCGCUCUGUGAUCUCAGAGCACAUCAAGAGGACUGGCCUGCUGAAGCAAAUGCACAUCGCUCCCAAGCCAGCCGCGCGCGUGGCCAUCGCCCGGAGCGGCGGUGCGCCCCCUGGCCUCGCGGCCCCGCCUCCUUGCUUUCAUCUCGCCUUGCCGCAGAACAGUCAGAGCCCAGCCGUGGUGCAGCCGGUGACCGUGGCCCCGGGCACUUCUGGGAGCCUUACGCAUUCUCCGCCUGCCGUGGCUCAGUCCCGUGUGACUCUCGUCUCCAGUCCUCUGCCGGUGUGCCAGAGCAACCUCACUCUGCAGCCCUCGGCUCCUCAGCCCGUCUUUCUCUCUCCUGGGGUCCCACUUAGUAAGUCAGGGAAGCCUCCCGUGUUGCCCCUCAGCCAGCCAGUGGGGCCUGCCAGUAAGUCCGUGGGGCCUGGUGUCCUGCCAGUGAACCAGGCUGUCCGCCCUGGAGUCUUGCCCCUUGCCCAGCCUGUUGGGCCUGUUAACAGACCUGCUGGGCCUGGCGUCCUCCCCGUCAACCCUGCUGUCACCCCAGGGGUUCUGCAGGCUGUCUCCCCAGGGGUGAUUUCUGUGAGCCGGGCAGUCCCAUCUGGGGUCCUUCCUGCAGGCCAGAUGAGUCCUGCUGGAGUUAUUCCUGGACAGACGGCCACUUCCGGGGUUCUGCCUCCUGGCCAGAUGGUCCAGUCGGGGGUUCUCCCUGUUGGCCAGACCGCCCCGUCGCGAGUUCUGCCCUCUGCCCAGACAGUGCCGUUGAGGGUUCUCCCUGCGGGCCAGGCGGUGCCACCUGCAUUGCUUUCCCCUAACCAGACGGUCCCCUCAGGUGCUGUCCCUGUGAACCAGGGCGUGGGUUCUGGUGUUCUUCAGCUCGGCCAGCCCGUCGUGUCAGGAGUUGUCCCCGUGGGCCAGCCAGUGCGGCCCGGGGUUCUGCAGCUGAGUCAGCCUGUCGGCACCGGCAUCGUGCCUGUGAACCAGCCGGUGAGAGCCGGCUCGGCCCAGAGCACCACCUUCCUGACCUCAGGCUCCAUUCUUCGGCAGCUCAUCCCCACAGGAAAGCAAGUGAACGGCAUUCCGACCUACACGCUGGCCCCGCUGUCUGUCACUCUGCCUGUGCCCCCUGGGGGCCUCACGACCGUCACCCCGCCACAGAUGCCCAUCCAGCUCCUGCCCUCAGGGGCAGCUGCGCAGACAGCGGGCUCUGUGCCCAGCCUGCCCUCCCCUCCCGUGCUGGUGGGGGCCGCCCAGAGCGUGUUUGUCCAGGCCUCUCCAUCUAUGCCAGACGCAAAUCAGGUGCUCAGACAGGCCAAGCAGUGGAAAACCUGUCCCGUGUGCAAUGAGCUCUUUCCAUCCAACGUCUACCAGGUUCACAUGGAGGUGGCUCAUAAGCACAGCGAGUCCAAGACUGGUCAGAAGAGGGAGCCCGAGAAGCUGGCAGCCUGUGCGCCGUUCCUGAAGUGGACCAGGGAGAAAGUGGUCCGGUGCCUGUCCUGCAAACGCCUGGUUUCGGAGGGCGAGCUCAUCCGUCACUUGCUGACGCACGGCCUGGCCUGCUUGUUCUGUCCCUGCACUUUCCACGACAUCAGAGGCCUCGCAGAGCACAGCAAGACCGUGCACUUGGGCAAGAAGAAGCUGCCCGUGGAUUACAGCAACAAAGGUUUCCAGUUAGAUCUUGACGCCAACGGCAACCUGCUCUUUCCCCACCUUGAUUUCGUCACUGUCCUGCCCAAGGAAGAGCUCGGGGAGCGGGAGGUCUACCUGGCCAUCCUUGCCGGGGUUCACUCCAAGUCCCUGGUGCCCGUCUACGUGAAGGUGAGGCCGCAGACCGAGGGCCUGCCCGGGAACCUCAGCAAGCCGGCCCUGACCUGCCCCUUCUGCUUCGGCACCUUUGGGAGCACAGAAGCCUAUGAGCUGCACCUGAAGGAGAGGCACCACAUCAUGCCCACCGUGCACACCAUCCUCAAGUCUCCAGCCUUCAAGUGCAUCCACUGCUGUGGCGUUUACACUGGAAACAUGACCCUGGCCGCCAUCGCCAUCCACCUGCUGCGCUGUCGCAGUGCGCCCAAGGACAGCAGCUCAGACCUGCAGAUCCAGCCCGAGCUGAUGGAGAACAGCCAGCUGCUCUUAGUCAGCGGGGAGGUGAUCCACGAUUCUGGUUUCCCUGUGAAGAGGAAGCUGCCCGAAGGCCACUCGGGGGCAGACGCCCAGCGGGAUGGGGAGGAGCAGCCCCCCACCCCGAAUGCCGACGCAGCCCCCGCCCCAGAAAAGGCGGCGAGUGUUGUGCCUUUCAAAAGACAAAGGAAUGAAAGCAGGACAGAGGUGCCGGCUGUCGGUGACGACGCGCUUCAGAUUCUGGCGCUGGACCCCAAGAGAUACGAGGACCGCUCCUACGAAAAGAAAAAGCAGUUCCUCAGAGAUUAUUUCCACAAGAGACCGUAUCCCAGUAAAAAGGAGAUAGAACUGCUGUCCUCACUCUUGUGGGUGUGGAAAAUCGAUGUGGCCUCGUUUUUCGGGAAACGAAGAUACGUUUGCAUGAAAGCAAUAAAAAGUCACAAACCCUCUGUACUUUUAGGCUUUGAUAUGUCUGAACUUAAAAAUGUUAAACAUAGACUGAACUUUGAGUAUGAACCAGAAAGCUUGUAAAACAGUCAUUCUGAAGUGCUAGGGGAUAGACUUUCCUACUGAGAUUUGAAUAGGGUGUCCUUCGCUGUGUCGACUUAAUCAGUUCCAGUGGUUGUCAUGCUGCUCCUUAGAUUUAUUUCAGGUGCUCAGAAAGACCUCUGUGUAAGGAAGAGACUAGUUCUUUCAGAUUUGUUUCCUACAGUUUGAUUUGUAAAUUAUUUUGUUUUUUUCUGUCAUGUAAAUUAAAUCUUUUGAUAUUUCAUGCACGCCUUGUUUUCCCAGUAGUGUCAGUAAUCUUAUGACUAAACAACUGAACCCUGCAAACAUUUGGCUUUUUCUUUCCAUUUAAGGAAACUCCAGCUGUUCUCAGAAGCGCGAGUAACGCAGGUUGGGGCGUUGCUCUCCUGAGCGCCGCAGACGGUGCAGGGGGCCGGGGAGACCAGGCACAGACCUGGUGGGUGGUUCCGUGAGGGAUGCUCCGACCGCACUGCCUCAGGCUGGCUUCUCCUUUGUAAGCUACUCACUAGAUUGUAAUUUUGAGUUAUAUUUUUUCAGGUUUGUCCUAAUAGUUUUUUAAAAAUCAUAAUUCAUAGAAAAUCAGAUGUUUGCAUUUGUUAAGAAUACGUUGAAUCUGAAGUCUAGGGUAUAGCUCAUAAAUUGAGCUACUUUAGAAAUGAAGUGGCUGUAGGUGUGGCAGUGCUUCCAGUGUGGACUUGCCCUCGGUGCAGUGACGAGUCAUUGCCCCAGUCACCGGGAGACAGUGGAUCUUUAGUGCCUUUAGAAUAAACAUUGAGAACACAGCACACAAAUUCUUAACCUAAUUGCUCUUAGUGGGGGUGGGCCAGGGUACUCAGGAAGGAAACUUUGCCCCUGAAUGUAGUCACUGAUCCCAGCUGAGAGCAGACGUGGGCUCGUGGGGGACAAGGCCAACAGAGGAGCAAGACCUCAGUCUCCGUGGUUGGCGCCGUGAGUCUGAGGCGGUUUCCGGGGACUAACACUGCUGGGCGGGUGGACGGGCCUUUCUGUAGCCCAGGUGUCCAGGUGAGAGGCUGGGGGGUUGCUAACGAGUCGCCGUCGGCUCUGCCCUUUGGAUGUUAAACCUCGCUUUUUUCCACACAACGUAAAGUGCAACACCAGGACCAGUCACGGGGUCACCAGUUAGCCUGUCUGACCGUCUUCAGGCAGAAGUACCUGGAGGGCGUGGCCUCUUCUGAGUCGCUGCUCUGUGGACUUGGAAAACCACACUCGCACGUGUCUGCUGCAUCGCACGCCUGAGGUGGUCAUGAGGCUGGUCUGUGAUUUUCCGUGUUUUGUAAAUUCAGAAAGAGAGCUUGUUGGCUUUUUUCCUAACCUGUUGUUUCCAGAGUGUCUAUUUUGAAUUAAAAUUUGUUAUACC
Messenger RNA from Lepus europaeus (European hare), 6492 nucleotides. It is a transcript of the gene ADNP2, whose product is annotated as ADNP homeobox 2. Bases 1734 to 5117 code for a protein of 1127 amino acids. The transcript is spliced from 5 exons. NCBI's taxonomy places the organism in Eukaryota, Metazoa, Chordata, Mammalia, Lagomorpha, Leporidae. Gene Ontology annotation, cellular component: nucleus. Gene Ontology annotation, biological process: regulation of gene expression. The record is from RefSeq and is a predicted model, not a curated record. Gene Ontology annotation, molecular function: DNA binding.